Amyelois transitella is the source of this 1662-nucleotide messenger RNA. It is a transcript of the gene RfC3, whose product is annotated as replication factor C subunit 5. Gene Ontology annotation, cellular component: DNA replication factor C complex; nucleus. Gene Ontology annotation, molecular function: DNA clamp loader activity; DNA binding; ATP binding. The record is from RefSeq and is a predicted model, not a curated record. The coding region runs from base 303 to 1298 and encodes 331 amino acids. Gene Ontology annotation, biological process: DNA repair; DNA-templated DNA replication. The transcript has 8 exons. Lineage: Eukaryota; Metazoa; Arthropoda; Insecta; Lepidoptera; Pyralidae.
GCGUUGUCGAGUAGACACAACGUUUUGCAAACGAUCUAUGAAAUAUAACGCUCACUCCUAUCUAUUAUGUACUGACAUACUGACAAGACCAGAGAGUUUAAGUUAUAGUUACCCGGACAAGCAAAAUUCCAAAAGUAAACUUCCGCGCCGUUGAAUUUUGUGUGAAAGUUCGUGUUUUUAACCCUGUUUGUUUGUUUUUCCAUUUGGAAUUGAUACAAGAGUAAAUCCAAGACAAACGAAGUUAAUAAACAAUCCGUUAUUUAUAACCCAUACCAAUACACGCUAUUACUUAAGCUUUUGCGAUGACUUUGGGGGAGACUCAUAAAAAUUUACCUUGGGUAGAGAAGUAUCGACCUUCUAAGUUAGAAGACCUUGUAUCACAUGAUGAUAUUAUUAAUACAAUUAACCAGUUCAUGAAAGAAAAUCAACUGCCUCAUUUACUAUUUUAUGGUCCACCGGGUACAGGAAAAACAUCAACAAUACUGGCUUGUGCAAGACAGAUGUACACUCCCCAACAAUUCAAUUCUAUGGUAUUAGAACUAAAUGCAUCAGAUGAUCGAGGCAUUGGUAUUGUGCGUGGACAAAUCCUAAGCUUUGCCUCAACAAGAACAAUAUUUAAGGCUGGGCCAAAGCUGAUUAUUCUGGACGAGGCAGAUGCUAUGACAAAUGAUGCACAAAAUGCCCUGAGGCGCAUAAUAGAGAAGUACACGGACAACGUCCGCUUCUGUAUAAUAUGCAACUACUUGGGCAAGAUCAUACCAGCGCUGCAGUCCCGCUGCACGCGCUUCCGCUUCGCGCCGCUCAACAAGGCUCAGAUUGUGCCACGGCUCAAGGAGAUCGCCGCCGCUGAAGGCGUGACAAUAUCAGAAGACGGCGUGCACGCGCUGCUCACGCUCUCUGGCGGCGACAUGCGCAAAGUGCUGAACACGCUGCAAAGCACGUGGCUGGCGUACCGUGACGUCACCGAGGACAACGUCUACACGUGUGUGGGCCAUCCGCUGCGGUCCGAUAUCAACGCGAUCCUCAACUGGCUGCUUAAUGAGAACGACUUCGGGACGUGUUUUAAAAAUAUUCAAGACGUCAAACUUGCUAAAGGGUUAGCUCUGAGUGACAUAUUGACCGAAACUCAUACAAUAAUACAUAGAAUGAAACUACCGCCGCAAGUGCUAAUGUCGUUGCUAAUCAAGAUGGCGGACUCGGAAGCUCGUCUGGCGAACGGGUGCAGCGAGCGCAUCGAGCUGGCCGCGCUCAUUGCUGCCUUCCAGGAGGGGCGCGACCAACUCAAAGUGGACUCGUAGCGUAUCCCGACCACUGUUUGAUACAAGUGUUACCAGUCUUGAGCAGCUUCAAGUUCCACUUCUAGACGCAAUCCGUCGACUACGCGUACCUUACAGCGUAUUUAGUGUUUAAAUCGUCUUUGUAUCGUAACAGUGGCGCGCCAUUUGUGGCAUGUUUUAAUUUUAAAUCACUUCCAUUUUCAAAUAUAAUGUCGUAGAAAGCAUUAUAGUACUAAUUUGAAGCAAUUGGAGAAGUAUUAGGUUUCAAAUUCCAUUUUCUGUCAGAUAAUUAGUCAUGAAAUUCUGAUCGUAUUCAGCAUGCUAAAUUCAAGAUCUAAAUCAUAGCUUAUGUAUGAGAUACACUAUUAACACUGAAUGUUAAUUU